This is a messenger RNA of Saccharomyces cerevisiae S288C, 1971 nucleotides long. It is a transcript of the gene SMY1, whose product is annotated as Smy1p. Bases 1 to 1971 code for a protein of 656 amino acids. Gene Ontology annotation, molecular function: microtubule binding; ATP binding; cytoskeletal motor activity. The transcript has a single exon. Gene Ontology annotation, cellular component: cytoskeleton. The record is from RefSeq and is marked reviewed. Lineage: Eukaryota; Fungi; Ascomycota; Saccharomycetes; Saccharomycetales; Saccharomycetaceae. Gene Ontology annotation, biological process: microtubule-based movement.
AUGCACUGGAAUAUAAUUUCGAAAGAGCAAAGUAGCUCUUCUGUAUCGUUACCAACUCUAGACAGCAGUGAACCCUGUCACAUCGAAGUUAUCCUCAGGGCGAUACCCGAAAAAGGAUUACAAAACAAUGAGUCGACCUUCAAAAUAGACCCAUAUGAAAAUACUGUGCUAUUUCGCACAAACAAUCCGUUACAUGAGACAACCAAGGAGACCCAUUCAACAUUUCAAUUCGAUAAGGUAUUCGAUGCUAACGCCACUCAAGAAGAUGUUCAGAAAUUUCUGGUGCAUCCAAUAAUAAAUGAUGUUUUGAAUGGUUAUAACGGUACUGUAAUAACAUAUGGACCAAGUUUCAGCGGAAAGUCCUAUUCCCUUAUUGGAUCAAAAGAAAGCGAAGGAAUUCUACCGAACAUAUGCAAGACCUUGUUUGAUACGCUAGAAAAAAAUGAAGAAACAAAGGGAGAUAGUUUUAGCGUAAGUGUUUUGGCAUUCGAAAUAUAUAUGGAGAAAACGUAUGACUUAUUGGUACCUUUACCUGAAAGAAAACCAUUAAAGCUUCACCGUUCUUCAAGCAAAAUGGACUUAGAAAUCAAAGAUAUUUGUCCGGCACAUGUCGGAUCGUAUGAAGACUUAAGAAGCUACAUUCAGGCAGUCCAAAACGUCGGCAAUAGGAUGGCAUGUGGCGACAAGACAGAGAGAUCAAGAUCACACCUAGUUUUUCAAUUACACGUAGAACAAAGGAAUAGAAAAGAUGAUAUAUUAAAAAAUAGUUCUUUAUAUCUGGUUGAUUUACACGGGGCAGAGAAGUUCGAUAAAAGAACUGAAAGUACGCUAUCACAAGAUGCGUUAAAAAAAUUAAACCAAUCUAUUGAGGCGUUGAAAAACACUGUGCGGUCCUUGUCAAUGAAAGAGCGUGAUUCAGCCUACAGCGCAAAAGGAUCACAUAGUUCUGCUUACCGUGAAUCGCAAUUAACUGAAGUGUUAAAAGAUUCCCUUGGGGGAAAUAGGAAAACAAAGGUGAUAUUGACAUGUUUCUUAAGUAAUGUUCCAACUACCCUAUCAACACUAGAAUUUGGUGACAGUAUUAGACAGAUCAAUAACAAGGUUACAGAUAACACCACAGGUUUAAAUCUGAAAAAAAAAAUGGAUCUAUUUAUUCAGGACAUGAAAAUUAAGGAUGAUAAUUAUGUUGCCCAAAUUAAUAUACUAAAGGCUGAAAUAGACUCUUUAAAAAGCCUUCACAAUAAAUCUCUUCCCGAAGACGACGAGAAAAAAAUGUUAGAAAAUACAAAGAAAGAAAAUAUCAAACUAAAGCUUCAAUUAGACAGUAUUACCCAAUUAUUGAGUAGUUCUACCAAUGAAGAUCCUAACAAUCGUAUUGACGAAGAAGUUUCUGAAAUAUUAACGAAAAGAUGCGAACAGAUUGCUCAGCUUGAGUUAUCUUUUGAUCGACAGAUGAAUUCCAAUUCUAAGUUGCAGCAAGAGUUAGAAUACAAAAAGUCAAAAGAGGAAGCCUUAGAGUCUAUGAACGUUAGGCUACUAGAACAAAUUCAGCUUCAGGAAAGAGAGAUUCAAGAGCUUUUAACUACUAACGCCAUCUUAAAGGGUGAACUAGAAACUCACACUAAACUUACUGAAACACGCAGUGAAAGGAUAAAAUCUUUGGAAAGUUCUGUCAAAGAGCUUUCUCUUAAUAAAUCUGCAAUCCCAUCUCCUAGAAGAGGGUCUAUGAGCUCGUCAUCAGGAAAUACUAUGUUGCAUAUCGAGGAGGGUUCUGAAAUAUCAAAUAGCCCUUGGUCAGCCAAUACUUCCUCAAAACCUUUAGUAUGGGGCGCGAGAAAGGUUUCUUCUAGCAGUAUAGCAACCACUGGAUCACAGGAGUCUUUUGUGGCAAGACCGUUCAAGAAGGGAUUAAACCUCCAUUCGAUAAAAGUCACUUCGAGUACUCCAAAAAGUCCCUCUUCUGGAAGCUGA